AUGCUUAAGAAGUUAAUAGAUAGCUGGAGAGAGAAUGAUAAAGAAAAAAUGAACAACAUUUCUCAAGAAAUUGAAGCGAUACAAAAGCAGGAAGAAUGUGCCUUACAAUUCUUUCAGAUGGGUACCUCUGAUAAUUUUGAUCUGUCAUCGAUACAAGAGUCACUUCAGAAUUCAUUAAAAUCUAAAGUGCUCAUCCUGGAGGAACUUAAACAUUUUUAUGACCAAAUUUCGGCCACUUCUGUUGAAAGAAUCACCAAAUUAUGCUCUUCUCUCAGCAACUCAUGUGGUAAAAUUGUUAAUGAGCUUAAAAAUAUAGAGAAAUGGACAGAAGAUGGUGAAACAGUCAGACGACUUAAAGAAGAACUGGAUAAUUUACAGAAAGAAAAGCUGGAACUUCAAAAUACACACAGGCUUGCUGUUGACUUAUUAUCACAUGAACGAGAUGUUGAAAUCUCAAAACUGCGUGACUUAAUUGCUGGAAUUAAGUGUGGAGACAUUUCAGCCUUAGAUGAUGUGAGACAGGAACUUGAAGCAAAGUACACUAAAGAAGUUGAAGAACUUCGUCGGUACUUUGAGCAGAAAGUUGCAGAAGUUGAAAAGCACUACUCUGAAGAAAUUGUCAGCCAGCACAGUCGGAAAAUGUCUGAUAGUAGCUGUGAAUCAGAAAAUGACUUAGUGUCUGACAUGUAUUAUAACGGUGGGGGAGACCAUGCAUCUCACCUUACAACACUUACCCAUAUUUGUGAUCCUUAUGUAGCCGAACCAGACUAUAGGGAGCUAGAAGAAGAUUUAGAGCUGGAUGUAGCAAAGAAGCAUAUCACAGACUAUCAGAAUCAACUGCAAACAAUCAAAGAAGAAUUAAGAAAAAAGUACUCUAAUGAGCGGGAGACAUUAAAAAAGGACUAUGAGGCUAAGGUUGAAACCUUAGUGAGGGACCUAAGUGCAUCUCAACAGACAGAAAUACAACAUUUGGACCUGAAAUACAAGGAUGAAUUACAAAAUUUAAAAUCCAGAUAUGAAACAGAAAUACAUAAUACGAGUGCCAGAUAUGAAACUGUUUUAAUGAACAAUGCUGACAAAUUCCAAGAAGAAAUUGAUAUUCUUAAGCAAAAAUAUGAAGAAGAAAUUACUGAGUUAAGGAAAAAGUUUGAAGUAAAUGCUAGGAAAAGAACUGAAUGUCUUUUUUUGGCAGUCAAACAGUACUUUGAUAAAUUUUUCACCACAGUUAAGUCUCAGUUUGAAGAGCGGAAAAGACGAGUGUAUUUCCACUACCAAGUAGUCGUCUGUGUUGUUAGUUAA
Schistocerca cancellata (South American locust) is the source of this 1299-nucleotide messenger RNA. RefSeq lists its product as uncharacterized. The record is from RefSeq and is a predicted model, not a curated record. The transcript has 2 exons. The coding region runs from base 1 to 1299 and encodes 432 amino acids. Lineage: Eukaryota; Metazoa; Arthropoda; Insecta; Orthoptera; Acrididae.